Chenopodium quinoa (quinoa) is the source of this 1066-nucleotide messenger RNA. Its product is annotated as reticulon-like protein B12. The record is from RefSeq and is a predicted model, not a curated record. The coding region runs from base 316 to 939 and encodes 207 amino acids. Lineage: Eukaryota; Viridiplantae; Streptophyta; Magnoliopsida; Caryophyllales; Amaranthaceae. The transcript has 4 exons.
UUAUACCCCGAUAAAGUCCAACACUGGGCCUAACUAAAGUGUAUGUACAAUGUACCCUAACUCAACUGCUAUUCUGCUAAUUUCCCGAUCUUCUCCUCUUUCUUCCAUUUUUCAAGCUCACUUUUAGGCUGUAAAUUUCAAUUUUCUUUUUAGCAUUCUUGCCCACCUACCAAAUUUACAUCAAAUACUUUCUUCCCUGUUAGUUAUAUUCGAUCACACAAAAAAAACUUCAAUCAAUGAAAUAAUUUAUACUGUCACUAUUUACAAAUUGAUUCAAGUCUGAAAUCCGCAAAUUUAAUUUCUUUAAAUUUCAUCAUGGGAUCAUCUUCAGGUCGAUUGUUUAAUAGGCAGCGAACCAUCCAUGAAAUCUUCGGAGGCGCGUUUGUAGCUGAUGUGGUGUUAUGGAGGCAAAGAAACAUUACAAUGGGAAUAUUAAUACUAACAUUAAUAAUUUGGUUGGUAUUUGAGGAAUCUGGGUACACUCUGUUAUCUCUUAUUUCUAGUAUUUUGCUGCUGUUGAUCACCAUCUUAUUUGUAUGGUCCAAAGCUGCAUCACUUUUGAACAGACCUGCACCUCCUUUGCCUGAUAUGCAUUUGAGAGAGGAAGUUGUAUCUGAAAUGGGAGAGCUUGCUCGCGACAAUAUUAAUUCUUUGGUCUUAGUUUGUCGGAAUGUUGCUCUUGGCAAAGAUUCAAGGCUAUUUCUCAGAGUUGCUGCCUGCCUGCUGAUGAUUUCUGUUUUUGGAGCCUUGACUGAUAUUGUCACACUGUGCUAUAUGUCCCUUGCUAUUCUUCUCACGAUUCCUGCAUUAUAUGAGAGGUACGAUGACCAGAUUGAUAAAUACAUGAUGAGUGCAUACAGAAGCGUACAACGAAUUCGUGUAAAUUUUGACUAUUGUAUCACCAUGAUAAGAAAGAUGGACCUUGAAAAGUUUCAAUGAGAAUGACUUCAGAUUCUUUCCGGUACAUAUAAUUAUUGUAAAAAAGAUUGUGCUUUUGAACUCGUCAAUUUUGAUAUUUAUUUUUUGGUUUACCGUAUCAAUUUUUAUUUUUAUUUGUUUUAAUUGU